AGAUCUCUUAUUAUUCUAGGUCUCUAUCUAUUUGGGAUUAAAGUUCCACUUUUUAUGUGAAAUUAUAUAUUUUUAAAUGGUUUUAUCUUGUGGGUCUUGACAAAAAGUUCGAAAAAAGAUUAAUUUGGAGGGAUAUGUUUUGGCUCCUUGGAUGGUGGUAGCGUGUUUUCGUUUUUGGUUUUGAUACAAUUGUGUGUAUUUUUCAUGUUUGUUUGCCUCGAAAGUCUUUUCUCUGAUGGGUCGUGGGUCAACUUAGAAACUCAUUUCAAAAUUUGUUAGAAAACGUUUGCCGUAGCACUUUGUUGACAAGCUGGAAACUAUUUUUGCCGAUAUAUAAUCAAUGGGUUCUGAUAUCUUGUACUUUUAAAUUGCCUGCUUGAGUACUUGUAUUGAGUUGAGGUGAAAAAUAGGAUCAAUAUUCGAGUUUUAGUACCUUUUUAGACCUGAUGGGAAUGAAGUUUGGUUAUGCUUUUAUGGGUUUUAAUUGAGCCUAGGUAAUUUGUUUAUGAGGAGGUUAUUCAUUCUAGAAAAUAAGACUAUACAAAGGGGGAGAUUGAGAAAUUGUUUUCUUCUUGUUUUGUCACCUGUAUUAAUACUUCUGGUUUCAAAUUCUGAUUCUAUUUGGUUGUGAUUUAGCAAUGGACCAUCAUUGGUACAAUGGUAGACAAGAAACAAGCAACCGUGACAAGCGGCAACAAGUGAUGGAACAGGCAUAUCAGGAGUCACUUAUUGAAGAUUUGGCUGAGGAAUUCCGCUUGCCAAUUAACCACAGGCCAACAGAAAAUGUUGAUCUGGAUAAUGUGGAUCAAGCAUCAUUAGAUACACAGUUGACUUCGUCUAACAUUGGGUAUAGGCUUCUACAAAAAAUGGGUUGGAAAGGGAAAGGUCUUGGGAAGGAUGAGCAAGGAAUUACUGAACCUAUAAAAUCUGGGAUUAGAGAUGCGAAAUUAGGGAUUGGAAAACAAGAAGAAGAUGACUAUUUUACUGCAGAAGAAAAUAUCCAACGUAGAAAGCUUGAUGUUGAGGUAGAAGAGACUGAAGAACAUGCAAAGAAACGGGAGGUCUUAGCAGAACGUGAGCAGAAAAUUCAAACUGAGGUGAAAGAAAUACGCAAGGUGUUUUAUUGUGAUCUCUGCAACAAACAAUACAAAUUGGCAAUGGAAUUCGAAGCUCACCUUAGCUCAUAUGAUCACAACCACAGAAAGCGUUUUAAAGAAAUGAGAGAAAUGCAUGGUACAAGCAGUCGGGAUGAUCGUCAAAAACGAGAGCAGCAACGUCAAGAAAGGGAGAUGGCCAAGUUUGCUCAGAUGGCGGAUGCCCACAAGCAGCAGCAGCAGCUACAACAGCAGCAAGAAGAAUCUGGGUCUGCUCAACUUUCGAGUGAAGUGAAAAGUACUUCUUUACUCACAGAUCAGGAACAAAGGAAGGCUUUGAAAUUUGGGUUUUCUUCUAAAGGUGGCACUUCUAAGAAAUCAUCUGGUGCUACUACAAAGAAGCCAAAAGUAGCCGUUGCCUCUGUUUUCAACGAUGAUAGUGAUGAAGAAAAAUGAGGCCUAUUGUUGAUAAUUGGGCAUGACCACUGUGUAUUCUAUCAGCAGCUCCAAUUGGCUUCUGGGUUAGCAUUUAUGUUGUACAACUUAAACUGUACGUGCAGUAGUUUUUUACACUUUGUAACAGAAAAAGAGUCUGAACAUCUAUUGAUAGGUUUUGCUAUACAUCCACGCAGAAUAAUCGAAUAUUUUACAGACUACAUAUACUGUUUUGAAAGUUUGAUUUUUAUGAUGAAUGCUUAAUUUUUUCACAAUUCUUGUUA
This is a messenger RNA of Ziziphus jujuba (common jujube), 1813 nucleotides long. RefSeq lists its product as uncharacterized. NCBI's taxonomy places the organism in Eukaryota, Viridiplantae, Streptophyta, Magnoliopsida, Rosales, Rhamnaceae. The transcript is spliced from 7 exons. Bases 639 to 1550 code for a protein of 303 amino acids. Gene Ontology annotation, molecular function: nucleic acid binding. The record is from RefSeq and is a predicted model, not a curated record.